AUGAAUAACAAUUUCAAUAUUAAGAUAAAAGACAGCUCAUGUGUCAAUUGCACCGGUGUUGAAAAGGUACAGAGGAAAAGGGGAUUUUUUGGCCGCAAAAAGCCUGUUCAGAACUGUAAAUUUCGUGAGAUUAGAGAAUCCACCAUGGCUAGGUUACUUAAGCUUCAGAUUGGGGAUUCUUUAAUUAGGGGAAAUUGUUUGUCUUCUGAUUCUUGUGUCUUGUAUCAAUAUAUCUAUCUAAAGGCAGCAAAACCAUCAAAGACGGCUCGUCCAACCGUGAUUGAUGCGGAGCUGGAGGAUAGAAUUAGUUGGUUACCAGGUCAUAUAAUAGACCAGAUUCUGUCACACUUGCCCAUUAGGCAUGCUGUGACUACAAGUGCUUUAUCAAAAAUGUGGAGGUACAAAUGGACCACAAUACCAAAUCUUGUGUUUGAUAGAGAAUGUGUCUAUGAACCUUCCCGAUGCCCUUCAGAUAUUGUUGCGAUCAAACUUUUGAGAAUUAUUCAUCACGUACUUUCACGUCAUUCUGGGCCUAUCAACAAGUUUGUGUUCUUCUAUCAGGAACCCGUGAUUGAGACUUACUUUGAUAGGUGGAUACUUUGGUUAACCAGAAAGUCUAUCAAAGAGCUUGAGCUGGAGAUAUGGAAUUGUCAGCCCUAUAAGUUACCUUGCUGCUUAUAUUCUUGUCAAAGCUUACAUCGUAUACAAUUAUAUCAUUGUUGGAUUCAUCCUCCAUCUGCAUUUAAAGGAUUUAGGAACUUGAAAAUUCUUAAAUUGGAUGACGUUACAAUAACUCAAGUUGCCUUUGAAAAUUUGAUAUCCGGAUGCCCUUUGCUUGAAGAUUUGAGAUUGACAUGGCUUGAUGGUUUCACCCAAGCUAUUAUUCACGCACCAAAUCUCAAGAAUUUUGAGAUUUAUGACGUCAAAGGUGGUAUAUUGGAGAGUAUUAUCUUUGAAAACACUUUCCAACUAACUAAGGUAACUAUUGAUUUAAACAUGUAUAUGAACUUUGAAAUCAAUCAAAGUAGAUCGCACGGAUGCUCUAGCAAAUUGCUCAACCUUUUCAGUCAUCUACCUCACUUACAGAGCCUGGAGAUUUGUAGCUGUUUUUUAAAGUAUUUGGCUGCUGGUGUUGUGCCUGUAAUGCUUCCUACAUCUUGUAUCAGUCUAAGUUAUCUUAGCUUAUGUAUACGCUUCAACAACUUGAAGGAAAUUUCGGCUGUGCUUUGCUUGCUCAAAAGUUCACCUAAUCUUCAAAAACUAGAAUUAUAUGAGCCAAAGGAGGAGGAGGAGGAUGGGACUGCCCUUUUAGCACAGGUCUCCUAUUGUUGGAAAGAUAUCUUUUUUGAGCCAACCAUACCUCUCGGAGCACGACAUGUGAGGAUAGUAGACAUCUCUGGUACCAAAUCUGAAAUAGAUUUAAUCAAAUUUCUACUUCUAUAUUCUCCUUUGCUAGAGAAGAUGUAUGUGAAGCCUAGUAAAAAUGUCAAACCAGAGUUGGUGACCGAAAUAAGUGGGUUCAGGAGAGCUUCAGGACAAGUUGAAGUUAUUUACGAUGGGGAAACUACUGUCCAAAGACACCCUAUUGGAUGCAUUAGUCCAAAUGAAGAAACGAAGUAGAGGGGGAACAUUUCCAAAACAUUUUGAAACACUUUCUGCUUAUGAUUUCUGAGUUUGAUUAUGUUAGUUUCCAUGUUUCAAACUCUAGACCUUAUAUUUAAAGUAAGACUCAUUUGAUAUUAGUUAGCUCACCACAAGCUACUUGUUGAGAACAUAUGCAACUGGUGUUAUUUUACCGUUAACUAUUAUGUCAUGCCAUUCUAAAACUACAAUAGUCAGAAGCUAAGUUAAUCCUUGAGAAGUUUGCUCUCUUAUAUGAUACAUC
This is a messenger RNA of Vicia villosa (hairy vetch), 1885 nucleotides long. Its product is annotated as F-box/FBD/LRR-repeat protein At1g13570-like. The coding region runs from base 1 to 1620 and encodes 539 amino acids. The record is from RefSeq and is a predicted model, not a curated record. The transcript has 6 exons. Lineage: Eukaryota; Viridiplantae; Streptophyta; Magnoliopsida; Fabales; Fabaceae. Gene Ontology annotation, molecular function: protein binding.